AUGCUUUUAUAUUUAUUAUUGACUUUUUUUGUAACUAUAACAGCUCAUCAAUGUCCUCCAUCUCGAAUAUUAAUCGAAAAUCAAUUAAAAAAUGUUCAUAUUCCUGGUCUUGCAGCAAUCGUUGUAAAUUCAAGUAAUAUUCUCUAUGAAGAAGGUUUUGGUUAUCAUUCACCUAUUUCAAAUCAAUAUCCAAUUGAUCCAUCAAAAUCAAUAUUUGUUUUAGCUUCUCUUUCAAAAACAUUCAUUGCUCUUGCAACAAUGCAAUUAGUCGAAAAAGGUCAACUCAAUCUUAAUGUUGAUAUUAAUCAAUAUUUAAAAUUUCCAAUGAGAAUAUCUCAUCCAUUAUUUCCAUAUUCAAUUAUAACUAUGCGUCAUAUACUUUCACAUUCAUCUGGUCUUGGAUCAAAUUAUGAAGAAGAAUUUCAUCAUGGAAUGUCAGGUGAUGAUUUUAUAAAAACAAAUUUAACAGAUGUUAUUCUUCGAUAUUUAUUAAAUAAAGCAAGUUGGUUAUCUGAGCCACCAGGUAAUGCAACAUAUUAUACAAAUGUUGGUGCUGCUUGGGGUGCUCUUAUUAUUG
Rotaria sp. Silwood1 is the source of this 577-nucleotide messenger RNA. Lineage: Eukaryota; Metazoa; Rotifera; Eurotatoria; Philodinida; Philodinidae. The record is from the annotation of a GenBank genome assembly.